Megalobrama amblycephala (Wuchang bream) is the source of this 1943-nucleotide messenger RNA. RefSeq lists its product as uncharacterized. Bases 318 to 1238 code for a protein of 306 amino acids. The transcript is spliced from 6 exons. The record is from RefSeq and is a predicted model, not a curated record. NCBI's taxonomy places the organism in Eukaryota, Metazoa, Chordata, Actinopteri, Cypriniformes, Xenocyprididae.
CAUUGUAAGGUUUCCGCCAGUAGUGGGCACUCAUGCAACGUAAGCAUGACGUACAUCCGAGUCAACGAGACUGAGGGAAGUUAGGUUGACGUGAAAUGUAACAAGAAUAGCAAAGCAGGGAGGACUAGUUACAUUUUUAUGGGUUCCAAUGCACAUAGGAGUGAAGGAAAAUGAUAAAAUGGACAAGGUUGCAAAGAAGGCAUUAAAGAAGUAUGUAGAAAUGCAAAUAAUCACCAAUAAGAUGUAUGCCAAUCGCCGUUAAAGAAGAAGCCACAAUGACUGCAUAACAGCAAAAGUAGGUGGCGAUAUGUACACAGAUGCAACGCGCCAAAAGAAGAAGAAGAAGAAGAAGAAGAAGAAGAAGAAGAAGACGAAGAAUUGGCGGGAAAAAGGAAGCUCAAGUGUGCAUGGAAAGCAUGGACGUGAUUUUGAAUUUUGUGUUUUUAUUUGUAUUUGCACACGGUUCAUCUGGCGCUGAUAUAGUGUCAGUGUCAGUGAUGGAGGGAGAUUCAGUCACUCUAAACACUGGUGUUGAAACAGACAAACAAGACGAUAUAUCAUGGUAUUUUAAUAACACUCGCAUCGCUCAAAUCACUGGAGAUCUCAGUUAUAGUUGUACAGAUGUUCAGUGUAAUGAAGUUAAUGAGAGAUUCAGAGACAGACUCAAGCUGGAUCAUCAGACUGGAUCUCUGACCAUCAUAAUCACAUACUCAGGAGAAUAUAAACUACUGAUCACCAGCAGCAGCGACAGUCAAACGAUCUUCAGUGUUACUGUUCAUGGUGUUUCUGCUGCUGAACGAGAUGAAAUGAAGAGAAAGUCAGUGAAGGAGGAAGAAUCUGUAACUUUAGAUCCUGGUGUUAUAAAAAACUCAGAUGAUGUGAUGACAUGGCAUUUUAAUAACACGCUUGUUGCUGAAAUCAUUGGAGAUCCCAGUAAGAUCUGUACAUAUGUUCAGACUGAUGAGAGAUUCAGAGACAGACUGAAGCUGAAUCAUCAGACUGGAUCUCUGACCAUCACAAACACCAGAAACACAGACUCUGGAGAAUAUCAACUGAAGAUCAUCAAGAGCAGCUUCAACAUAAAAAGGGGCUUCAGUGUUUCUGUCACUGAUUCAGGUCUGUCUUCAGCUGCUGCAGCAGGAAUAGCUGUUGGUGUCUUACUGCUUGUGGCGGCUGUUGUGAUUUUUUGCUGCAAGCGUCAAAUAAGAAGAAAAAGAUCCAGGGAUGCAGCACAAUGAUCAGGCAAAUGGUGUUGAAGAAUUGUCCCCUAAUCAGAACAAGAUUCCACUGGUGGAUGAUGCCAAUGAGACGUCCUAUAAUCAGACUGAGUUAGGGCUGGACGAUUAAUCAAAAAGUAAUCAAAACCGAAAUUCAGAACCUCUAGCCGAAGUAAUUUUCCCAUGACGGUUAUUUCAUUUUUUUUUUAAUCCUGUUAAUAGCCUACUUCCCCCUUAAAAACAUACUACCACGCAUGUAGCCACGUGACUCUGCCCCGUCCAGUCAGUGGUAUAAAAGCAACACGGAGGUGAACGCCGGUUCAACACAUAGUGAUGGUGCGCGAGUGGUGAGCCUUGUGUCUUCAGUAAACUUUGUUAUUUGUUUUAUGGUUUGGACAUUCAAGCGAUUAGACGAUCGGAUGUGUAUUAUUAUAUUGAUAAUAUUAUAAAAAUAUUAUAUCGAGCUACCGCGCUCGCACAGCUGCAUUGUGGCACAAACACUCAUACAAACAGUAGCUGUGUAAAGAUUUUUUUUUUUUUGUACGUGAAGAUUGCGCGCACUGAGAGGAGCAGAAACUAGUUGUCAGCGCUGUUCUGUGAUUUAUGACUUUACAACCCACAGCUUCACAAUUAAUAGAGAAACGGUAUGACUAAAGGCCUGUUCACACCGGGACGAAUAUCGCGCGUGAUUUUCGCCGACGUUUAACGCCUCGUGACUAAACAAUG